Messenger RNA from Cynocephalus volans (Philippine flying lemur), 3812 nucleotides. It is a transcript of the gene ASB15, whose product is annotated as ankyrin repeat and SOCS box containing 15. Gene Ontology annotation, biological process: intracellular signal transduction. The transcript is spliced from 11 exons. The record is from RefSeq and is a predicted model, not a curated record. Lineage: Eukaryota; Metazoa; Chordata; Mammalia; Dermoptera; Cynocephalidae. Gene Ontology annotation, cellular component: nucleus; cytoplasm. Gene Ontology annotation, molecular function: protein binding. The coding region runs from base 224 to 1990 and encodes 588 amino acids.
AUCUCCACUGCUCACUAGAUGUACGGGUUGAGCAAAUUACCUGACCACUCUGUGCUUCAGUUUUCUCAUCUAGAAAGUGGGGGAAAGGUGUAUUGUAGAAAUUAAAUGACUUAAGGAAUGUGAUGCUCUUAGUGUAAUGCCUAUCACAGGAUAAAUUCUGAUGAUUUCUCCGGGACCUCCAGUAAAGGAACUCAUCACUCAAGAACCAUAGCAGUUUCCAGGCAUGGAUACUGAUGAUGAUCUCGAUGAAGACCAUCUUGCAAGUUAUGAUAUUCAGCUCAGUAUCGAAGAAUCCAUCGAAGCCAGCAAGACCAUAUUUUAUCCCGAUAGAUUUGUACCGCUAAGUGAUCAAAACAGAAAACUUGUCGAGGCCAUAAAACAAGGUCACAUUCUUGAGCUCCAGGAAUAUGUGAAAUUUAAAUAUGCUUUGGAUGAAGCUGAUGAAAAAGGAUGGUUUCCAUUGCAUGAAGCUGUUGUUCAACCCAUUCAACAAAUACUUGAGAUUGUUCUGGAUGCAUCCUAUAAAACACUCUGGGAAUUCAAGACUGGUGAUGGAGAAACGCCCUUGACUUUGGCAGUGAAAGCUGGUCUAGUGGAGAAUGUAAGAACUUUACUAGAAAAGGGAGUAUGGCCCAACACCAAAAAUGACAAAGGAGAGACGCCCCUCCUGAUUGCUGUAAAAAAGGGUUCCUAUGACAUGGUGUCUGCUCUAAUCAAGCACAACAGCAGCCUUGACCAGCCCUGUGUCAAGCGAUGGUCGGCAAUGCAUGAAGCAGCCAAGCAGGGCAGAAAGGACAUCAUAGCUCUGCUGCUGAAACAUGGAGGCAACGUUCACCUGAGAGAUGGAUUUGGAGUCACACCAUUAGGUGUUGCAGCUGAGUAUGGUCACUGUGACGUGUUAGAACAUCUAAUCCACAAAGGUGGUGAUGUGUUGGCUUUGGCAGAUGAUGGCGCGUCUGUGUUGUUCGAGGCAGCAGGAGGUGGCAACCCUGACUGCAUUUCCCUCCUGUUGGAAUAUGGGGGAAGCGGAAAUGUACCCAACAGAGCAGGGCAUCUUCCUAUACACCGAGCUGCCUAUGAGGGGCAUUAUCUCGCACUGAAAUAUCUUAUCCCAGUAACAUCCAAACAUGCAAUUCAGAAAAGUGGGCUAACACCAAUUCAUUCAGCGGCAGAUGGACAAAAUACACAGUGCCUAGAACUGCUCAUUGAAAAUGGUUUUGAUGUCAACACCUUACUUGCUGACCACAUUUCCCAGAGCUACGAUGAUGAGAGGAAGACUGCGCUAUAUUUUGCUGUUUCUAAUAAUGAUAUCCGUUGCACAGAAGUCCUUCUGGCUGCAGGUGCAGACCCAAACCUAGAUCCCCUCAACUGUCUACUUGUGGCAGUGAGGGCCAAUAAUCAUGAAAUUGUACGGCUGCUUCUCUUCCAUGGAGCUAAUGUCAAUUGUUAUUUCAUGCAUGUAAAUGACACUCGUUUCCCCAGUGUCAUUCAGUAUGCCCUAAACGAUGAGGUGAUGCUGAGGCUAUUGCUGAAUAAUGGCUAUCAAGUGGAAAUGUGCUUUGACUGCAUGCAUGGGGACAUCUUUGGAAAUUCAUUCGUGUGGUCAGAGAUAGAGGAGGAGGUAUUGCCAGGAUGGACAUCUUGUGUAAUAAAAGACAACCCGUUCUGUGAGUUCAUUACAGUUCCUUGGAUGAAACACUUGGUGGGCAGUGUUAUUCGAGUAUUAAUAGAUUACAUGGAUUACGUCCCUCUGUGUGUGAAACUGAAGUCGGCACUAGAAGUACAGAAAGAAUGGCCAGAAAUCCGCCAAAUUCUAGAGAAUCCUUGUUCAUUAAAGCAUUUGUGUCGGUUAAAAAUUCGAAGACUUAUGGGGCUCCAGCGACUCUGCCAGCCAGCCUCCAUGGAAAAGCUUCCUCUACCAGCAGCUAUUCAAAGAUACAUAUUAUUUAAAGAGUAUGAUCUCUAUGGACAAGAGCUAAAAUUACUAUAAUUUAAAAAUAAUAUUUUAAAAUAUGACUUUUAAAAUAUUUUUAAAUGUGAUUCCCUCAGAUAAUUUCUUGGAAGCAUUUUACAUCCUUAAGUGUAUUUAAAUCCAUUGACAAUUUUAUUGGUAGAUCAUGUGUUCUUAAAUGAACACCACGUUUUUCAUCUUUAAAGAUCUUUUCAUUUUUUAAGACAGUCAAUAUCUUGUAUUUGAAUUUCUAUUAAUUAUCUUCCCUGGCUAUGGGUCCUCAAACUCUCCCUAUCAAGUGACUCCUACAAUAUCCAUGAUCAAGUCUCUGUUUAAAAAACAAAUAACCACGUUCUCAAAUCUACAUCUCCCUCCAGUCGCUGGCCUGUUUCCCUUCUCUUUUAUAGCCCUACUGCGUAAAAGAGCUCCUUCCUGCCUGCAGAUUCCCACGCCGCUGUAAUCUGGCAUCUGCUCCCUCCCCUGCCCUUCUCAAGGUCCCUAUCAACCUCUGUCACUAAAUUCAAUAAGCAUUCUUUAGUUCCUCUUCCAGCUGAUUACCGCAGCAUCUGACGCUGUCGCCUGCUCUGUCCUUGAAACGGCACCCCUUUCCCUGGUUUUUCACGAUUCCUUCUCUUGGCUCUCCUCCCACUGCCCUGGCCGCUCUGUCUCCGGCUUCUUUCUUUGUUGCUCAUCUCCCAUCAGUCCUUUAGUACUAUAUCUUAAGCUCUCUUCUCUUCUCAUACUAUGUUCUCUGGGUAAUUUCAUUCACUUUCAUGAUCUCAAUCAUUUGUUGGUGACUAUCAAAUUUAUAUCCAAAGCUCAGCUCUUUCUUUCAUGUACUUGAGAUCUCUGUAGACAAUUGGCCUAAUUGACAUUUAAACACAAAGACACCUUAAAUUCAGCAUGUCCCUAAAUGAACUUACUACCUUCCUCUACAAAAAGGCUCUUUCUCUUACAUUUUCUAGCUCACUAGUUAGCACAAUGAUCACGUCAGCCUGGACCACCCCAUUUUCCUCACCCAGUAUAACGAAUCCCUUUUAUCUCCUAAACUCAUCUCACUGAUCUGGCCCUAAGUCUGGCAAUUAUCUCCUUUUUCCUGGGAUAAUACAGCACUGCUUAUCUGGCUUGUGGGCCUGCUGUCUUGCCCUGUCCCACAUACAUCCUACAUAAGCAUUCAGAGCGAUCUUUCACAAAUGUAGGUUGACUUUUACUCCCCUGCUUAAAAAUCAUUCCCGUUGCUCUUAAGAUAAAGUCCAAAGUUCUUACAUGGCCCUUCAUGAUCUAACUCCUGCCUUCCUCUUUAGCUCUUUCUCUUCAGGUCUCCCUUUCCUCCCUUCCUUUUAACCAUAUCAAAUGCCUUCUAGAAGUUUAUUCUUUAAACAGUGAUUCCCAGACUAAAUUUUUAUACACCAGUAAUUUGUGUCUCACUAAUUUUAAAAGUAGGGUUGUCUAUUAAAAAAAUAGUAUCGCCAUUAUUUCUUAAAUGAGGGGUCAUUUUAAUGCCAAAAACUAAGACAAUCAUAAACAGUCAUUAGAAUUGAAUGACAUUAGCUUUGAAAAGAUUUACCACACUGUCUUCAUUUCUCCAUUGAUGGAUGAAAAUUCACGUGGUCCAACCAGGAUCUGAGGACAUUUGAAUGGGAACCACUGCUAUAGAAUCAGCCAUGCUCUGUUGCACCUUAGGGUCUUUGCAUUUCCUUCUCCCUCUACCUUGAAACUUUUUUACACCUCCUUCUGCCCCUCUUUACCUGAUUAACUUGCCUCACCCUACAGGUCUCAGGAAAGAUGUCACUUCUUCUAGGGCAGGAGGCCCCAGCACAGAACCUCUCAUGCUGUAUCAUCGGUACCUGUGUUCCCCACU